Myodes glareolus (Bank vole) is the source of this 2238-nucleotide messenger RNA. It is a transcript of the gene Rinl, whose product is annotated as Ras and Rab interactor like. Gene Ontology annotation, cellular component: cytosol; endocytic vesicle. Gene Ontology annotation, molecular function: small GTPase binding; guanyl-nucleotide exchange factor activity. Gene Ontology annotation, biological process: vesicle-mediated transport. The record is from RefSeq and is a predicted model, not a curated record. NCBI's taxonomy places the organism in Eukaryota, Metazoa, Chordata, Mammalia, Rodentia, Cricetidae.
AGGCGAUUUCAGAUGCCCCCAGCCCCGCCUCUUCCCCUACAUGCCGGCUUCCUCUCUAGAGAACACUUUCACUUCCUGCUGCUCAGGCUCCCCUCGGAACAGAGGCCAGAGCAUGGCUCACUGGUGUCUGGCAGCAUGAGGAUUGCCCAGCCAGAGGACAUGGUGUCUGCAAGCCCUACUGAGGGGCACAGGCUGGCUUGGCCACUACCAGAUGGACCUGGCAAGAGCCCACUAGGGGUCCUCAGUACCCCAGAGCCACUUCUUCGACUGCAGAGGACACAAAGGGUGUGGCAGGUCCCAGAGUUGGAUGCUCAGCAUGCCAAGGCUUUUCUGGAGUCGUGGCCACUGGGGAGUUUCCUGGUCAUAGGACAUGAUCCUAGGCAGGUCCUGAUGCUGAAGACAGGGCCUUCAUCAGGAGACAUCAACACCUAUCAAAUUCACAAGCUGUCUGGAGGUGUGUCCCUGGAAUCCUCCAACCUCUGCAUGCCAGACUGUCCCCAUCUCUUGGCCUUCCUGUCAGCCAGCAGGGAUGUUUUGCCAAGGACACUGCUCUUGCCCACUCCAGCUGUAGGGCCUGGGGACAAGGACUCAGAUCCUCUGCGACUUGGCUGCAUUCAGGUCAGCACCUCGGGGAGGGUGCUGUCUGUAGUGAACCAGCUUUACCUGGAGACGCAUGGAAGCUGGGGCGCCCAGCAGACUCGACAGCAGACAGAGCCAGAGACUGACCAGAAAUACAGUCUAGCCCCUAGGAAGCCCACCCCACAUCGCGUCUCCUGGGUGGAAGAGCCACUGAAACCGGAAGUGCAUCAUCCUGGACCAGAAGUUCAUCACCUGGAACCCGAAGUGUCCCUUCCUGGAGCAGAUGUACACUCGCCUAGGCCUGCUCUAGACAGUGUGGUGGAAGAGAAGGAGGAAGUGAACUGUAAAGAUGAAGAGGAAGGUCGAGAGGACCUGCUCACUGCCCACAUCCGCGCUCUGGCCAGGGCCCGGAGCAGCUAUGUAGCCAAGCAGUAUCGAUACCUUCGGGCACGCCUCACAUCAAAUUCUGGAAAUCCUUACAGGCCUGGGGAUCCGGCCACGGAGCUGCUUCAGGAUGUGCGCCAGCUCCUCACUGAUCUCCAGAAUUACCUGGCAAAGGACCCCGACGUCAGAGCCGUCUUUGGGAACAGGGAACCUAGGGUCCCUGGGGACGAGGAUCUUGGCCCCGCUGUGGAAGUAGCCCUGUGUCGGGCGGUUCUGGAGCCCCUGAAGCCGGCCCUGUGGACCAAACUCCGAACUCUCAGAGCCCAGGAACUGCGGCUACUGCGCCGGCGCCAAACAGCCUUGAGGGCGGGGGCGGGGCCCGAGGGACAGAGCCCUGUCCCAGCCUUGCGGAGCCAGAUCCACGCACGCCUCGCGCAUCUGCACGCCGCAUGCGCCCCGCGCCGCAAGGUGGCACUGCUGCUGGCGGUGUGCAGCGAUGUCUACGCAGGCCUGGCCGGUGGCGAGAAUCAAGAGCCCCUAGGGGCCGACGCCUUUUUGCCAGCCCUGACCGAGGAGCUGAUCUGGAGUCCACACAUAGGGGAGACGCAGCUGGAUGUGGAGUUUCUUAUGGAGCUCUUGGAUCCAGAGGAACUGCGGGGAGAAGCUGGAUAUUAUCUUACUACGUGGUUUGGGGCUCUCUAUCACAUUGCUCACUACCAGCCCGACGCUGGUCGUGCACCCCAGGAUCUCAGCUCCGAGGCCCGAGCCUCCCUGCGUCAGUGGCACCGGAGGCGGACACUGCACCAGCAAGCCCAGCCCACAGCCCAGGUGACCGACCACCUGUGUGGGAUCCAGGUCAAAGGGAGGGUGGGAUCUGUAGCCCCUCUGACACAGCAUCCCAUCUCUCCCACAGGCUGGCCUGCCCUUUGAGGAGUCAUGGGCAAUAGGGGACCAAUGAUGGUUGGUGUCCUCCAACCCCAGUCAGCUCUGGGCCUUUUGUCCCACUCCCCUGCUAAGAGAGAUGCUGGAGGCAUCUGGGGCAGCGUGGAGGAUGGGGCAGGAAAAAGGAUGUGCCUUUUGCACUGGCUGUUCCCACUUAAUUUCAGCCCUUCCCUAAAAUCUACAGCACUCCUCCCUCCCCUCCUGGUCUGCCCCGAUGUUACCUCAGUGAGGCUCUCCCCAGCAAAUACAAACCCCCAAACAGUACUAAAACUACAACCCUUUGCCUGACCCUCUUUGGGGCAGGCAGAAUAAAGGCACAGUCUCCCAAAGAUA